AUGGACACCAAUAAGCGCGUCGCGAGGACAGUCAAAAGUGACUUUGAGCAAGACCUCGACCGCCUCACCCAAGAAAUCAAGGCCGGCGAUGGAUCGGCCGAGCACGACCAGAAAUGGGCAAGGCCCCCGGUGGUGCCGUCCUCUGGGCCACUGUGCUUCCAGCAGAUUGAGAUCGAAGAGAGCAUGGAUGCUUCAGGCCCUACCCUGCGUCUCUUCGGCGUCUCUGAGCGCGGCAACAGUGUCCUCUGCCACAUCACUGGCUUUCUUCCCUACUUUUACGUGCCGGCGCCUAAUGGCUUUACAGAGAAGCACUUGCGGCCGUUCAUGCAGGCUGUUGAAAAUGCCACUGGAGCCGGUGGGUCCCUCUCAAUUCAGACCACUCUAGUCAUGCGUGAAUCGCUCUACGGCUUCCAGGGCAAUCAAAAGUCUCCCUUCGUCAAAAUUGUCCUCAACGACCAAAAACACUUGCCAAAGACUCGCAAUGCCUUUGAACGUGGUGAUGUCAGCUACAAUGGGAUGUUCCCAGGGCAAAUUAUGACUUUUGAGUCGACACUGGCGUAUGAGUUGCGAUUCAUGAUUGACACAGGCUUGUUUGGCAUGUCUUGGAUAGAGCUUGCGCAGUUUGAGACAGUGCCGGCACACUCUCGCGUAUCUAUUUGCCAGCUGGAGGUCAAGGCGCACUACAAGUCCAUGAAGGCACAUGCUCCUGUCGACAUCUGGGCAAAGAUGGCUCCGCUUCGUGUUCUAUCCUUUGAUAUCGAGUGCGCUGGUCGCAAGGGUGUCUUUCCUGAUGCACAGCUUGACCCUGUCAUUCAAGUUGCCAACACCGUCACGCGCUAUGGAGAUGCCAAGCCCUUUGUUCGCAACGUCUUCACCAUCGAUACAUGCGAGCCAAUCGUGGGUGCAGAAAUCUUUGAGCACCAGGACGGCAAAGACAUGCUCCUUGCAUGGAGCGACUUUGUUCGGAAGGUGGACCCGGAUGUCAUCAUUGGCUACAAUACCCAAAACUUUGACUUGCCAUAUCUGCUUGAUCGCGCCAAAGUGCUCAAGGCAAGUGCUUUUCCAUACCUCGGGAGAAUUGAGCGCACACCUUCGACCGCAUCAGACACCACCUUUUCCAGCAAGGCGUACGGCAAAAGGGAGUCCAAGAGCAUCAAUAUAGAUGGUCGGCUGCAACUAGACAUGUUGCAAGUGAUGCAGCGUGACUACAAGCUCAGAUCCUAUACCCUCAACGCAGUCUCUGCUCUUUUUCUUGGCGAACAAAAAGAAGACGUCCAUCACAGCAUCAUUACAGACCUUCAAAAUGGCAAUGCCGAGUCGCGCCGUCGUCUAGCAGUAUAUUGUUUGAAGGAUGCAUUCUUGCCGCAACGGCUAAUGGACAAGCUCAUGACCUUUGUCAAUUACACAGAAAUGGCGCGUGUGACAGGUGUGCCCUUCAAUUACCUCCUGACGCGAGGUCAGCAAAUCAAAGUCAUCUCACAGCUCUUUCGCAAAUCACGCGAAGAAAGUCUAGUCAUCCCAAACAUAAGGAGCGAGAGUGGUGACGGUGAAAUGUAUGAAGGAGCCACAGUCAUUGAGCCUGAGCGCGGCUAUUACGAUGUGCCCAUUGCCACACUCGACUUUUCAUCGCUGUAUCCGAGUAUCAUGCAAGCGCACAAUCUAUGCUAUACCACGCUUCUCAACGCUGCCAUGAUUGACAAGCUAAAUCUGAAGCUACACGAUGACUACGUGCUGACGCCCAAUGGUGAUUGCUUUGUCAAGGCUUCGCAUCGAAAAGGCUUGCUACCCCUGAUUUUUGAAGACUUGCUCGGCGCGAGAAAGCGAGCCAAGGCUGACUUGAAAAAAGAGACGGAUCCAUUCAAGCGUGGUGUACUCGAUGGUCGUCAGCUUGCCCUCAAAGUCUCUGCCAACUCUGUCUAUGGCUUUACAGGUGCAACCAAUGGAAAACUGCCUUGCCUGCCCAUCUCGUCAUCCACCACAGCGUAUGGCCGUGAAAUGAUUGAAAAGACGAAGGAAGAGGUUGAGUCCAAAUACACAAUUGCCAAUGGCUACUCACACAAUGCGCAAGUCAUCUAUGGCGAUACAGAUUCUGUCAUGGUUAAGUUUGGUCAAGCAGAUUUACAAAGUGUCAUGGACCUCGGUGCUGAAGCGGCAGCCUUCGUCACUACCAAGUUUGUGCAGCCCAUCAAGCUAGAGUUUGAAAAGGUCUACUAUCCGUACUUGCUCAUCAAUAAGAAGCGUUAUGCAGGCUUGUACUGGACGCGUGCGGACAAGUACGACAAGAUGGACUCCAAGGGGAUUGAGACUGUUCGACGAGACAAUUGCCGCUUGGUGAGCAACAUGAUUGAUACGGCUCUUCGCAAGAUGCUGAUUGAUCGGGACCCUGAAGGUGCACAAGAUUAUGUCAAAAACACCAUUGCCGAUCUCCUGCAAAAUAAGGUGGAUCUGUCCAACUUGGUCAUUACAAAAGCACUGUCCAAGAGCGACUAUGCCAACAAACAACCGCACGUCGAGUUGGCUGAACGCAUGCGAAAACGCGACGCAGGGUCGGCACCUACGCUAGGGGACCGUGUUGCCUAUGUUAUCAUCAAGGGCGCCAAGAGCGACAAGCUGUAUGAAAAGACCGAAGAUCCCAUCUACGUGCUUGACCACAACUUGCCCAUUGAUGCCAAGUACUACCUGGAGAAUCAGCUCUCGAAACCACUCAUGCGCAUCUUUGAGCCUAUCCUCGGCGAUAAAGCGAGUAGUCUGCUGUCUGGCGACCAUACUCGGACCAUCUCUGUCGCAGCACCGUCUAUUGGUGGACUGAUGAAGUUUGCAGUCAAGAAGGUCACAUGUCUUGGUUGUAAAUCGCCCGUGGAUGGAAAUGCGCCAGUCUGCAAGAACUGCGUCGCGCGUGCCCCAGAGCUCUACACAAAGAUUGUCAAUCACCACUCCGAAGUCGAGACGCGCUUUGCUCGUUUGUGGACGCAGUGUCAGCGGUGUCAGGGCUCUCUGCACCAGGAUGUCAUUUGCACGAGCAAGGAUUGUCCAAUCUUUUACAUGCGCAAGAAGUGCCAGAAGGACAUGCUGGACGUUUCGAGAAAUUUGGAUCGAUUCGACGCAGAGCUCUUUUAG
Molecule: messenger RNA, 3117 nt
Organism: Protomyces lactucae-debilis
Lineage: Eukaryota; Fungi; Ascomycota; Taphrinomycetes; Taphrinales; Protomycetaceae
Product: DNA polymerase family B-domain-containing protein
Exons: 2
Coding region: 1-3117 (1038 amino acids)
Biological process (GO): base-excision repair, gap-filling; DNA-templated DNA replication; DNA replication proofreading
Cellular component (GO): delta DNA polymerase complex
Molecular function (GO): DNA-directed DNA polymerase activity; DNA binding; nucleotide binding
Source: RefSeq, a predicted model, not a curated record